UAGGUAGUGGUUUCGACGACAACUAUGUAAACUUCCUUUUUAUUAUUAUAAAUUUCUCUCUGCUUGAAAUUAAUUUUAUUGACUGAAAAUUGUGUCUUUGAAAAAUUAGAUUCUAGAUCCUCUAUACCGAAAUGUCUAUGGUUGUUAAAAAUACCGAUGAUUUGGAAGAUUUAGAUGAAGCCGAGCUUGAGGAACUGUAUUCAUGGGUUGAUAAAAUUCCACUUUCCCGACCAAAGCGAAAUAUCGCUCGAGAUUUUUCCGACGGUGUUCUUGUCGCUGAGGUAGUGAAACACUUUUUACCUAAGCUUGUUGAGCUUCACAACUAUACUCCAGGCAGCUCCACACCUCAGAAAAUGCAAAACUGGUUUUUAUUAAACAGAAAAGUUUUUAACAAACUUAAUUUUCAACUGACUGAGGACCUCAUCAGAGAAUUAUGUUUAGGGAAGCAGGGACUUAUUGAAAGGUUUCUGAUGCACGUGAGGGCUAAAAUAGAAAGGGCGAUGUGGGAUAUGCAGAAGGAUGCUGGUGACAGAACAGAAGUCGCACACCAUCAAACCAAAGCUUCAGUGCGUUUGACAAACACAAAACCUCCAAAAUCUAAACAUGUAGAUGACAAACCAGAGGCGGAUCAAAAUAUCAAUAUGCAAAAUAACACCUACAGCCAUAUUGAAAGAAAUAAUUACAGAACAGAAGUGUCACCAGGCAGAACUAAACCAGUUGCAGCUCCACCACCAAAAGGGCAUGUGAAAAUUAAACAGUCUGAUGAUUUAGUACCAAAAGCAAUUUAUGAAGAGAGAGAACAGGAAUGUUUAGCUAAGGAGGAGACAAUCCAGAUUCUUCAAGCAAAAAUUCGCAGACUUGAGCAUCUCUUGCACCUGAAGGAUGUCAGAAUAGAGGAACUUCAGGGCAGGCUGGAAUCUAUAAGACCCACAGGAAAGGGAAAACGAUAAGCAGCUUUUAUUCUAGAAAUAUUUUACUUCUAUCACUGUUUGUUGUAUUACGAUACAUAAUGGCAAAAAUCUGCUUACAGAUUCUGUGGAAUUAUUCAGUGUUUUGCAGAUGAUGUGUUGGAUGUCUUUAUUCAUUUAUGUAGUUUGACACUGAUUAGUAUAUGAUUUAGAUUUGCUUGUCAUGAUUGUCUAAAGUGUAAUGGUCUAAGAUAUAUACUUGUCUAAAAUUUCUAUGACCUCCUGCAAACAUGGAGUAAAGAAUUGAAAUUAUUAAGUCUUUUUCUAAUUAAUGAUGGUUAAUCAUCUCCAUGGACACAUAAUAAGUUAUUAAUUGGCUACCGUUCAUUGAGGCAACACAAACUAAAUAAAAACUACUUCACCUGCCACUGAAGGAACACUAAGGUUCAGCUGCUGUUUAGAUUUGAUAACUGCUAUGUUUUUAUACUGCUACUGCUAGACAAAGAAUGUACAAAUUAUUAUGAAUAAUUGCUCAUUUUAUCCUGUCUUGAUUACACAAUACUCAACAUUCAAGAAGCCUUUAAUAAAUGACAAUUUAUUUUUGUAGUAACACCUUUACUAAUGCACAUUGAUAUUUACUUAUUUUGAUACCAAAGUCAAAAUUAUGUUAAUUCACUGGCCGGAAGAGUCAAUCCUGUCUGGACACUUAUUUUCUAAAUUAUUUAAAGUUGUCGAAGUGUACAGUCUAAUUUAAACUAAGUUUCUAUAGUAAGCAUGUUGUUUUUGUAAAUUUUGGUUAUGUAUAUUGUUUUUAGAUAACAUGAUUUUUAUAAUAUUAAAAAAGAAAUGACACAUAUAACAUAAUCCCUGUCACUUCUAUAAAAAUAUAUCUAGGGAAAGAACUCAAUACCAUUUAUUUUGUUCUCUGUCAGAUUAUUUCUAGAGAAUGUUUUGGCAUUUUAUAAAAUACUGGGUUUCACCCUUACCAAUAUCAUAUAUAAUUGAUAUUCUCAAUAGGGUGGGGUAAUUUACUGGGUUGGGGGGGGGGGGGUAAUGUCUUAACUCAUAAUAUUCUUAGAACUGGUCAUAUGUUUCUGCUUUACUAAGUGCUGGUCAGCUGUAGAUGUCUAUUAGGUCAUGCUGAUCUUAGCAUCCAAUAACAGCUGUAGCUUUGUGAUAUUUUCACACAGCAAGUAUGGGACCCCAACAUCAAACACAACCCUAGAUCUGUCUAUGUUUAUUAACAAAUCAUUCCAAAGCUUUGUUUUUGAUCAAUAUGACAAUAUGAGCUUCCAUAAAUUCAGUGAUAAUAAAUGUUAUUAUUUUAGUUUGUUUAUAUAUGUUUCAUUUAAUUAAAUCAGCCCUUAUUCACACUUCAUCUUGUAAAAUCAGUCACUUUCAUUAGUCAAUUAGAAAAUCUGUGAUGUUUUAACACUAAUGGGUACUUUUUUACUUGGUGUUAACCUAGCCAUGUUUUUUAAAUUAUAUUUAUUUAUACAAUAUUUAUUUUAUAUUUAGCGAGACUUAGAGCAUUGAGUCAAACUGUGAAUACCAUGUCAUUAAAUGAAAU
Messenger RNA from Physella acuta, 2478 nucleotides. RefSeq names its product sperm flagellar protein 1. Gene Ontology annotation, cellular component: axoneme. Gene Ontology annotation, biological process: regulation of cytoskeleton organization. NCBI's taxonomy places the organism in Eukaryota, Metazoa, Mollusca, Gastropoda, Physidae. Gene Ontology annotation, molecular function: microtubule binding. The record is from RefSeq and is a predicted model, not a curated record.